This is a messenger RNA of Coregonus clupeaformis (lake whitefish), 1671 nucleotides long. RefSeq names its product extensin-3-like. The transcript has 2 exons. The record is from RefSeq and is a predicted model, not a curated record. The coding region runs from base 1 to 1671 and encodes 556 amino acids. NCBI's taxonomy places the organism in Eukaryota, Metazoa, Chordata, Actinopteri, Salmoniformes, Salmonidae.
AUGACAAUAGAGCAGUCGACCCUUGAGAAAAGACAGAAUGGCUUUCAUUCACACUUUUACCCCCACCAGCACCCCUCUCCCCCAGUUUACCCCCACCAGCACCCCACUCCCUCAGUUUACCCCCACCAGCACCCCACUCCCCCAGUUUACCCCCACCAGCACCCCACUCCCCCAGUUUACCACCACCAGCAUCCCACUCCCCCAGUUUACCACCACCAGCACCCCACUCCCCCAGUUUACCACCACCAGCACCCCACUCCCCCAGUUUACCACCACCAGCACCCCACUCCCCCAGUUUACCACCACCAGCACCCCACUCCCCCAGUUUACCACCACCAGCACCCCACUCCCCCAGUUUACACCCACCAGCACCCCACUCCCCCAGUUUACCACCACCAGCACCCCACUCCCCCAGUUUACCACCACCAGCAUCCCACUCCCCCAGUUUACCACCACCAGCACCCCACUCCCCCAGUUUACCCCCACCAGCACCCUACUCCCCCAGUUUACCACCACCAGCAUCCCACUCCCCCAGUUUACCCCCCACCAGCACCCCACUCCCCCCAGUGUACCCCUACCAGCUCCCCCACUCCCCCAGUUUACCCCCACCAGCACCCCACUCCCCCAGUUUACCCCCACCAGCACCCCACUCCCCCCAGUUUACCACUACCAGCACCCCACUCCCCCAGUUUACCACUACCAGCACCCCACUCCCCCAGUUUACCCCCACCAGCACCCCACUCCCCCCAGUUUACCCCCACCAGCACCCCACUCCACCAGUUUACCCCCACCAGCACCCCACUCCCCCAGUUUACCCCCACCAGCACCCCACUCCCCCCAGUUUACCCCCACCAGCACCCCACUCCCCCAGUUUACCACCACCAGCCCCCCACUCCCCCAGUUUACCCCCACCAGCUCCCACUCCCCCAGUUUACCACCACCAGCUCCCACUCCCCCAGUGUACCCCCACCAGCACCCCACUCCCCCAGUUUACACCCACCAGCUCCCCACUCCCCCAGUUUACCACCACCAGCACCCCACUCCCCCAGUUUACCCCCACCAGCACCCCACUCCCCCCAGUUUACACCCACCAGCACCCCACUCCCCCAGUGUACCCCCACCAGCACCCCACUCCCCCAGUGUACCCCCACCAGCACCCCACUCCCCCAGUUUACCCCCACCAGCACCCCACUCCCCCAGUGUACCCCCACCAGCUCCCCACUCCCCCAGUUUACCACCACCAGCUCCCCACUCCCCCAGUUUACACCCACCAGCUCCCCACUCCCCCAGUUUACCCCUACCAGCUCCCCACUCCCCCAGUUUACCACCACCAGCACCCCACUCCCCCAGUUUACACCCACCAGCUCCCCACUCCCCCAGUUUACCCCCACCAGCACCCCACUCCCCCAGUUUACCACCACCAGCACCCCACUCCCCCAGUUUACCCCCACCAGCACCCCACUCCCCCAGUUUACCACCACCAGCUCCCCACUCCCCCAGUUUACCCCCACCAGCACUCCACUCCCCCAGUUUACCACCACCAGCACCCCACUCCCCCAGUUUACCCCCACCAGCACCCCACUCCCCCAGUUUACCACUACCAGCACCCCACUCCCCCAGUUUACCCCCACCAGUGCCCCACUCCCCCAGUUUACCACCACCAGGCUAUAG